Messenger RNA from Dothidotthia symphoricarpi CBS 119687, 1419 nucleotides. Its product is annotated as Mur ligase. Gene Ontology annotation, biological process: folic acid-containing compound biosynthetic process. NCBI's taxonomy places the organism in Eukaryota, Fungi, Ascomycota, Dothideomycetes, Pleosporales, Dothidotthiaceae. The record is from RefSeq and is a predicted model, not a curated record. Gene Ontology annotation, cellular component: cytosol; mitochondrion; cytoplasm. Gene Ontology annotation, molecular function: ATP binding; tetrahydrofolylpolyglutamate synthase activity; dihydrofolate synthase activity. The transcript has 2 exons. The annotation marks the transcript as partial.
AUGUCCACCGCCAGGAUUCAGCCUGGCUUGGAGCGCAUCGCCCAGCUCGUCAAGGGUGUCACCUAUCCAUGGAACUCCAUACACGUCGCGGGCACCAAUGGAAAGGGAUCCAUCUGCCACUACGCUUCGUCCCUGCUGACUCAAAGACACAUCCGCUGCGGUAAAUUCACGUCUCCGCAUCUGGUAGACAGAUGGGACUGCAUUUCCGUGAAUAACAAGACAGUCCAAGAGGCCCACUUCCGUGAGGUAGAGAAGCAUUACAUUCAACUCGAUCAGACAAGGAAGAUCAACGCUUCCCCUUUUGAGAUUCUGACUGCCACUGCUUUCCACAUCUUCAACGAUGAAAAAGUGCAAAUCGGCGUCAUCGAGGUAGGCAUGGGUGGCAAGCUCGACGCUACAAACAUACUGGAUAACCAAGUAAUCUCGGUCAUUUCAAAGAUAGCUCGAGAUCACGAAAAGUUCCUGGGAGGCUCUCUUGGAGAGAUAACAAUGCACAAGGCAGGAAUUCUACGACCACAAGUUCCAUUCGUCGUCAAUCCAGUCAACGAGUGGCACGUCCAGGAUGUCGUCGACGAGUAUGCAAAAGAAAUUGGAGCUGGACCACGUCUUAGAGUCGACGAUCCUGAGAUCAACUCAAUGCUAUACCCGUGGGAAGAGUGGCAUCGUUUCGCUAGCCAACUUCGACCCUUUCAGAAAGAUAAUGUAGUUUUGGCGGUUAUUGCUGUCAGGCAAGCAUUGGAGAGUAUAAAUGAAUCCACAAACAUUACCAAGCUAAGAAGGCUGCUGCCAACGAUCCCGCCAAAUCCAGGGCGUAUUCAAAAGGUCAGAGUUCCACCAGUCUUUGGCACACCGAACAAAUCAGAGAAACCAGAACGACACAUCCUCGUAGAUGGAGCGCAUAAUCGGGAUGCAGCGUACGCACUGAAUGGCUACGUCGACAAAUUUGAGAGAAGAAAGUUGAUUCGUGGCGAAAUGCCACCGAAAGACGGAUGGCCUGUUACAUGGGUGCUUGCCAUGGGUCAAGACAGAGUUCCUCGUAAAUUUCUCGAAAUUAUACUCCAACCGGGAGACAGCGUCGUCACAACCAAGUUCGGCCCCGUCGACGGCAUGCCUUGGGUAACACCAAAGGAUCCCCAAGAUCUCCUUCAGUCGGCAUGUGCCAUACGUCCAAACAUCACCGGUGUUUGCGUACCUUCGGUCGGAGCGCUGCGAGCAGUAACCACUGCGAAAUAUCUCACGCAAGAAAGGCACCCCAUAGUCCUGACUGGCAGUCUGUAUCUUGUUGGCCAGUUUUUUCGCGAACUACGGUCUCGACAAGACGAGAGAUGGUGGACAGAUGAGUCCAAGGAACUCGACAGAGCAUUGUUUCGAGAGAUACACGAGGAAGAGCGCGCUCGAGCCUAUCGAGCCUUUGGCAGC